Messenger RNA from Dibothriocephalus latus, 231 nucleotides. Lineage: Eukaryota; Metazoa; Platyhelminthes; Cestoda; Diphyllobothriidea; Diphyllobothriidae. The record is from the annotation of a GenBank genome assembly.
AUGCUCAUUCUUGAUAUAAAAUUCUCUCUUGUAGCCAUGCCAGUGAAGGCAGACGGCGACUUCUGUCCUCCUGCUGUUUAUCCAGCUUCGCAGCCGUUCGCAACCUUUGCCACAGAAGCUCCUCUCGAAAGCGCUGAGGAUGCGGCUGACGAGGAUGAAGAGGAGGAAGGGGGUGACGAUGAUGAGGAAUUCGACUCAGCCGCAGAAGAUUCACCCAUGGAAACUGAAUGA